AUGAAUUCAAAUAACAAAAUUCACGAGAUAUCCAUUAAUAUAAAUGAUAUAAAUCAUUAUGGAAGACAAAAGUUAUUGGUAGCAGUAGCUCCCAAUGGUAAAUAUGUCAUCACGAAUAACAGAAAAGAUCAUUCAUUUGAAGGAUGGAUUGUCAGCACGGAAGAUCCUAAAUGGAUUUCACUUAAACGAGACCCUGAAGUGACU
Molecule: messenger RNA, 204 nt
Organism: Funneliformis mosseae
Lineage: Eukaryota; Fungi; Glomeromycota; Glomeromycetes; Glomerales; Glomeraceae
Source: the annotation of a GenBank genome assembly